Molecule: messenger RNA, 519 nt
Organism: Prunus persica (peach)
Lineage: Eukaryota; Viridiplantae; Streptophyta; Magnoliopsida; Rosales; Rosaceae
Product: beta-carotene hydroxylase 2, chloroplastic
Exons: 4
Coding region: 111-506 (131 amino acids)
Biological process (GO): xanthophyll biosynthetic process; carotene metabolic process
Cellular component (GO): chloroplast
Molecular function (GO): beta-carotene 3-hydroxylase activity
Source: RefSeq, a predicted model, not a curated record
CUCCUCGCAAAACCCAACCUAACUAUCUUCUUCCCACCUUCGAAUCUUCGCCACCAAAAAUCAGCAAUUCAUUAUAGGGCUCGAAGGAAGCUCUGUUUCACUAUGUCGUCAUGGAGGACCAAAAGCAGAGUACCCAUCUUGAGAAUUGCACAGAAAGAGCCCAAGAGGCUGCUGAUUCUCAGAACCCAAUUGUAAUACCGUCCGUACGUGUGGCUGAGAAGUUGUCCAGGAAGAAAUCGGAGAGGUUCACUUAUCUUGUUGCUGCGGUGAUGUCCAGUUUUGGUAUUACUUCCAUGGCUGUCAUGGCUGUUUAUUACAGAUUUUACUGGCAAAUGGAGGGUGGGAAUGUGCCUUUGUCUGAAAUGUUGGGUACAUUUGCUCUAUCUGUUGGUGCUGCUGUGGGAAUGGAGUUUUGGGCAAGAUGGGCUCAUAAAGCUCUCUGGCACGCUUAUGGCAUAUGCACGAGUCUCACCACACAGACCCAGAGAAGGUCCAUUCGAGCUUAACGAUGGACUGAAA